AUGACAGGGUGUAAACCAGUCCAAACCCCAAUGGAACAGCAACUGAAGUUGUCUAAAGGCAGUGGGGACUUACUUACCAAUCCAGGACAGUAUAGAAGGCUUAUUGGGAAGCUUAUGUACUUGACUCUGAGCAGGCCGGACAUCACAUAUGCAGUUCAUAGACUCAACCAGUUCUUGGCACAACCUAGAGCACCACAUAUGAAGGCAGCCUCUAGAAUACUUCAAUACAUAAAAGGAACACCUGGUCAGGGUGUUUUCUUCCCCACUGAAUCUGAUCUACACCUAAAGGCAUACUGUGAUGUUGAUUGGGCAGGGUGCCCUGACACAAGAAAGUCUCUAAUAGGCUAUUAUGUAUUUCUUGGUGAUGCCUUAGUGUCUUGGAGGUCUAAGAAGCAAAGCAUAGUGUCUAGGUCCAGUGCAGAAGCUUAA
Molecule: messenger RNA, 429 nt
Organism: Quercus lobata
Lineage: Eukaryota; Viridiplantae; Streptophyta; Magnoliopsida; Fagales; Fagaceae
Exons: 1
Coding region: 1-429 (142 amino acids)
Source: RefSeq, a predicted model, not a curated record